UGGGCAAAGUUCAUUUGUAACUUUUUGCGACCGCUGCGGUAAACCAAACCUCCUGUCAUCGAUUUACUGAAGCGGUCCAUUAGUGAAGACAAUUCAAGAGUUUAUUAGGCUUAUGUUUAAAGGACAACAUCGGUCUACAGCUUAUUUUUGAGGCAGCAAAAAGUAAACAUCGAUGCACUUUCUGCAGACAUGAAAGUGUGCAUCAUUGGAGCAGGGGUCAUCGGUCUGUCCACUGCUCAGAGCAUCUACCAACACUUCCAUGACAGGGUCACCCCCCUCACCAUUGAGGUGUAUGCAGAUGUCUUCACUCCACUCACCACCAGCGACGGGGCAGCUGGACUCUGGCAGCCGUAUCUUUAUGACAAGGGGAACGUGCAAGAAACUAAAUGGAACAAAGAGACGUUCGACUAUCUGCUAAGCUUUCUCAGCUCUCCAGAAUCAGUUAAAAUGGGAAUCUUUCUUGAAUCUGGAUACAACCUGUGUACUGAACGUGCACCGGACCCUUCAUUUAAAGACACGGUGCUGGGUUUUCGUCAGCUGACUGGACGUGAGCUACAGAUGUUUCCUGGAUAUAGCCAUGGCUGGUUCAAUACGGCUCUUAUAAUUGAAGGAAAGACAUACGUACCCUGGCUUAUGGACUGGUUAAGACAAAGAAAUGUCAAGUUUUAUCAUAGGAAGAUUGGUUCAUUUAAAGAGUUGUCAGACAGUGGUGCUGAUGUCAUCAUCAAUUGCUCCGGUGUCCGAUCAGGAGAGCUGCAGCCUGAUCCUGAGCUCAAGCCAGGCAGAGGUCAAAUCAUUAAGGUAGAUGCUCCCUGGUUGAAGCACUGGAUCAUCACGCAUGAUUUCUCAGCAGGUGUUUAUAAUUCACCAUACAUUAUACCUGGGAGUCGUUUAGUCACUGUUGGUGGAGUUUUCCAAAUAGGAAAUUGGAAUCAGCAGAACAGUUCUGUCGAUCAUAAAGCGAUCUGGGAAGCAGCAUGCAAAUUUGAGCCCAGCCUACAGCAUGCACGUAUAGUAGAAGACUGGACUGGUCUUAGGCCCUCACGUAGCAAAGUUAGACUGGAAAGAGAAACCAUACAAUCCAGACCAAACUCAUUUGAGGUCAUCCAUAACUACGGUCAUGGAGGUUUCGGAGUGACCAUCCAUCGCGGAUGUGCUGAAGAAGCUGCUCGGCUCUUCGGAGAGAUCUUGAAACAGAAAGGCUUGCUAGCACACUCGAAAUCACGUCUUUGAUAGAUCAUCUGAAGUUUUCUCCCUAACCGUAUAGUCAUUGCUAUUCUGAUCCAAACAGACCAUCAAUUGAACGAAUUGUGAAAUUUGAUGUUAAUGUUCAAUUUGUAUUACAUGAACAAGGACGCAGAUAUUUCUACGGACCAAGACAAGCGCUACAUCAUAAUAGAGUUGAAAUGUCUAAUAAAUACAUUUUCACAUU
This is a messenger RNA of Misgurnus anguillicaudatus (oriental weatherfish), 1432 nucleotides long. RefSeq names its product D-amino-acid oxidase. Gene Ontology annotation, cellular component: cytoplasm. Gene Ontology annotation, molecular function: D-amino-acid oxidase activity; FAD binding. Gene Ontology annotation, biological process: L-proline catabolic process; D-alanine catabolic process; D-serine catabolic process. The record is from RefSeq and is a predicted model, not a curated record. NCBI's taxonomy places the organism in Eukaryota, Metazoa, Chordata, Actinopteri, Cypriniformes, Cobitidae.